Messenger RNA from Xylona heveae TC161, 2532 nucleotides. RefSeq lists its product as hypothetical. The transcript has a single exon. Gene Ontology annotation, cellular component: cytoplasmic stress granule. Gene Ontology annotation, molecular function: mRNA binding. Gene Ontology annotation, biological process: mRNA splicing, via spliceosome. NCBI's taxonomy places the organism in Eukaryota, Fungi, Ascomycota, Xylonomycetes, Xylonales, Xylonaceae. The coding region runs from base 1 to 2532 and encodes 843 amino acids. The record is from RefSeq and is a predicted model, not a curated record.
AUGCAGAACCUUGACGGCUCUUCCGCCACGAGUGGCCGACUCCCUCAUGCCCUGUCCAAAGCAAAUGGGAACGUUGAUCACACUGGAUUCUCUCACGGCGCCUUCAAUUCGAACCAGCCAUCACUCUCCGGUUAUGCGGACCGUCAUCCUAGAAGGCCCAAUAAUGUUCCAUCAAUCAAUACUGGACCGCUCGGUCAAGCCGGCCACCAAGGCGCUGGGGAUUUGACAAGCCCAGGAACCGCUUUCGAUAUGCAAUUUACCCCACUGCUGCCAUCUCAGCUCCUCCUUGGAAGUCCCUUUCAGCCAGGCAGCCCCUCGACGUUUGCAUCACCGCAGUUUCCCAGUUUCUCGAGCUUCACACAGCAGAAUGGAGCUUCAGCACACCAAGGCCAACAGGGGCAGGUUGGAAGCCCCCUUCAAGCGCAGCACUCCUCGCUUUCUCCUCAGAUGUACCAGAGUCUGGUCUCACCCACCGGAUAUGGUACCUCUCAAUUCCUACCCCAGUCUCCUCCCAGUGGUUACACGGGCAUUGGAGGUCAAUCCCUUGGCAGCCCAGCCGGUGCGGUACAGAUUUCCCCGGGCAUGGUGUCAGGGACUAGUAGAACCGUCUAUCUCGGGAACAUUCCCCCAGAGACUUCUGCAGAGGAGAUUUUGGGCCACGUGAGAAGCGGUCAAAUUGAGUCAGUGAGAUUGCUGCCGGAUAAGAACUGCGCCUUCAUCUCGUUCUUGGACAGCAACUCAGCAACCCACUUCCACUCUGAUGCCAUACUAAAGAAACUCUCUAUUCGCGGCCAGGAUAUUAAGAUUGGCUGGGGCAAACCUUCGCAGGUUCCGACCUCGGUAGCCUUGGCGGUCCAGCAGUCUGGAGCCUCAAGAAAUGUUUACCUGGGAAAUCUCCCAGAGGAAAUUACCGAGGAGGAGAUUCGGGAGGAUUUAUCCAAGUUUGGCCCCAUUGAUACCAUCAAGAUUGUUCGAGAGAAGGCCAUUGGCUUUGUUCAUUUCUUAUCGAUUGGCAAUGCCAUCAAGGCUGUCUCUCAGUUGCCUCAGGAAGCGAAGUGGCAAACCCCAAGGCGCGUUUACUAUGGAAAGGAUCGGUGCGCGUACGUUUCCAAGACGCAACAGCAAAAUGCUGCUCAAUAUCUGGGCAUUGCUCCGGGAUACGCUCACGCACUCAACUCUACGGAUCGGGAUUUGAUCUCGAAUGCUCUGGCACAACAAUCCGUUGCAGCGGCGGCAGUGGCUACCUCUGCUGGUGGGGUCAACAACGUUGGCAAUCGCACCGUAUACCUCGGUAAUAUUCACCCUGAGACUACAAUUGAGGAGAUCUGCAAUGUUGUUAGAGGCGGACUUCUUCACCAUAUUCGAUACAUUCCCGAUAAGCACAUUUGUUUUGUCACCUUUAUCGACCCCACUGCGGCCGCAUCAUUUUAUGCCCUCUGCAACCUACAAGGCCUCAUGAUCCACAAUCGGAGGCUCAAGAUUGGUUGGGGAAAGCAUUCCGGAGCGUUGCCUCCGGCUAUUGCUCUGGCGGUGAGCGGCGGUGCCUCGCGCAAUGUCUAUAUUGGUAAUUUGGACGAGGCAUGGAGCGAGGAGCGCCUGAAACAGGAUUUCUCAGAGUACGGUGAAAUUGAGCUUGUCAACACUUUGCGGGAGAAGAGCUGCGCCUUUGUAAAUUUCACCAACAUUGCCAACGCGAUCAAGGCUAUUGAAGGUAUUCGCGGCCGUGAAGAAUACAAGCGGUUCAAGGUCAACUUUGGCAAAGACCGAUGCGGCAACCCUCCUCGACAAGGCAACAACCAACAGGGUUCCCAACAAGCUGGAACUCCCAGUGGCCGGGACGGCGUUGCAUCUCCUCCGCCGAUUGCCAGCGGUCUGCAGCCCAGCUUGAGCCAAGGCUCCGCGAAUAGCCCUACCGGCUCAGCCCUGUCCCCUGCCGCCGGCUCCACUGGCGCUGCCUCCGGAAAAGGACCCAGCCAGCAACAGUCACAAUUUGCUCCUACCCCUUCAACGGUCCUCAAUGCGGGCAACAGUAACCCAUUGACAUUGUACUUGAGCCAAGUAUCGGCGCAGCAAGGCCAGCCGUCGGCACCCGGGCAGGAUCCUUACACAUUACUCGCUCUUCAACAGCAACAGCAACAGGUUCUGGCCGCACAGCAAGCCGCUCUGUAUGGCGGAGCUGGUGGUGACUUGGAAUCUAUUCAGCAGCAGGGGCAGGGAAAUUCCAACUCCCUUGGCGUUAACGGAGCCUCUGCUGCCUCAAGCGGUCCUGGCUUGACGCCGCCUUCCAAUCUUAACCUCAACGUUGCACGUGGACAGCACGCUCGUGCAAUUAGUCUCCCCGUUUUCUCUCAAGGACCCUUUGGUCAGCAUCAAUCUUCUCAACAGCAGCAGCAACAGCAGCAGCAAUCUCAGGGUGGCUUCGGCGGCAUGAACUCCGUUUUUGGAGGUUUUGGGCCCAACGCUUACGGCCUUGCCAUCCAAGGUGAAAGCGGACUUCCCCGCUGGACCGAAGAAGAGGCAGGAGCUCAGUAA